AUGGUCCUCUUCCAAAUCCUUCGCUUUGCCCUCCCCCAAUCUUCCGCCAUCUCCGCCCCCGCAUUUCUCAAACUCCGCGAGUUCGUCAGGUCACAUGGGCAAGCUGAAGAUCAAUACUUUGACCACAUUUUAUCGGAUCCUCAAUUGCGGAAACAGAGUGAUGAGAUGUGUUGGGUUAUCCAGUGGCCCAAUGGCUCUGAUCUCCGCACGAAUGCUUCGUUCAGAAGCAAGUUGAACGAAGCCACUCAAGACAAUUACACAAAAUCUCUGCUGUUCGAGUACAAUGAAUCUCAAACGGCGGAAUUGAAGAAGGGAUUAGAAGCGCCUGUCACUGAAUUUGCAAUCAUUAAUCUCUCGCCCACUGCACCUCUCCAGGAUGCAGGCUUGCAACGUUCUAUGCACAAAACGUACACUGAUUGCUAUUUCGCAGGAGGUUUCAGCGGAGGGAACUGGGCUUACAGCUUAAAUACGAAUGAUGUCGAUGAGCUCCUGAGGGAAAACACGGGUGAAAAGGCAAUUCCGGCAGAAGGGAGGAGGUUGGCGGUAUAUCCUCUCGGAUGGGAGAGCAAAGAACAUCACACGGCUUAUUCUUGUUCUCCUCUUUUUGAUGAGGAGAUACUGAAGUUGGCACCUUGGUUUGGGCCGGGGACGGGAGCGUGGUGGGUGACUUUGGAAAAGCAUAGAAACAACCAAUUGCCAAUUGCCAAUCCCUCUAGCAUCGAAUUGCUUGGAGGUUGA
Messenger RNA from Hyaloscypha bicolor E, 738 nucleotides. RefSeq lists its product as uncharacterized. The record is from RefSeq and is a predicted model, not a curated record. The transcript is spliced from 4 exons. NCBI's taxonomy places the organism in Eukaryota, Fungi, Ascomycota, Leotiomycetes, Helotiales, Hyaloscyphaceae. Bases 1 to 738 code for a protein of 245 amino acids.